AGCCCCCUCCCUUAUGCAACACCUGGGAUGCAUACUAUAUUCAGCUGCUCGCAAGGCUGACUGGACAUUGUUGGCGGUGAGAGAGAGAGCGAUGGAAGGCCUUGUGUGGCAUGAGCGGGGUCGCCUUGCGUCACAGGCAUCCUCGCGGAAGGUCCAUACUUAACUUAUCUCACCCCGUCGCUGAUGCUUCGCUACUCGAAGAGCAUGGCUAGGAUUAACUCCUGAAUGGUUCCUGAUCGUUAUGAGUACUCUCUCGCCUGAACAGCGACAGGCGCUCCUCGAAGGCCCAGCUGGCCCUCCUCCUCCCGGACAAGCCUCCAACCUGGUCGAUCCUCCAAACCUGCUUGUAGCCGGGCAUUCGGUCCUCCUCCUCUUCUGGACCCUGGCAUCUGUCGCGGUUGUCCUUCGCGUAUACACCAAGGUCUUUUUGAUCGGCCUGAUGAGGCUGUCCGACUAUACGAUGCUGCUAGCCUGGGCACUCUUCAUGGGAUAUUUUGGACCCGCCUGGGGACUGAGUGCUGCUGCUCCCGGCGUAGACCAGUGGAACCUUCGCUUGAAGGACUAUAUCUCGAUGCUUUACUAUUUUCAUGUCAAUUCCAUCCUGUAUGGAAUAUGCAUCUUCUUCAUCAAGCUCUCGAUAUUUCUGCAGCUCCUGGAGAUAUUCGGACAGACCCGAGACUACGUUUACUGGAGUUGCCAUUGCUGUAUAUGGGCCAACUUCGUCUUCUAUUUCAUCAGCACUUUUAUCGAGAUCUUCUCCUGCCGUCCACUGUCGAAGGCCUGGGAUGUUCUAAUCACUGAAGGAUCGUGCUUGGACAUGGAUUUGUUGAAUGUCCUUGCGGGCGUCGUCAACUGCAUAUCGGACUUGACCAUUGUCAUCUUACCACAGACCCGCAUUUGGCGGUUGCAUGUGGCCCUCGACAGACGGAUCGCUGUCGGGACCGUGUUUCUAUUCGGUGUGACGGCUUGUGUUUCGGCCGUGGUAAGGGUGGUAUAUACUGUGCUCCUUCUCAACGCCACGAACAACAUUUCCUAUUAUAGCUAUCUGGCCGGUAUAUGGACUCUACCAGAGCUCGCAUGUGGCAUCAUUGCUGGGUGCUUGCCCUCAAUGCCAAAGUUCUUGCGGAGCCUGCGGCAGAGCUCCAUCGUAUCGAAAUGGAGGUGCUGGCUGCAGAAGUUGUUAUCGACUGUGGUGCGACAACAGCAAACUACGAGUGUAGAGGCUUCUGUUUGGCCGGUACACCCCAAAGACCAUCCAGAACCAUAUCCAUUGACGUCCGUUGGGAGUUGGACCUCGACAGAGCGAGAAUCGACAUCAUCGGCGACACUGACUAGCCCCGAAUGCGUUUGAUGCCAAGCUAAACUCAGAUCCCGUCCAGCCGGACUGACGACCGGGACAGAAUUGACUACGAUACGGGUUCAUUUCCCCACAGAGUUAAAAUUCUUAUACCGACUCUACCAAGUGCUUCAGCGUUCAAUCGGCGAUGGAGGCCACAAGUCUGAUCAUUUCUCCUCUAAACCGAAUACGCUUGCUGUGUAGGAAGUCUAGAUGGCUGAAGGACUUGCAAAUAGGAAACUACGAUGGCAGCAACAGCGUAACAUCUCUGUGCUUUGUCAGUCGUAUCAGACGCUUGCAUCAGGUCUUGCUCGGUGCAAGAGACAUAAUUAGUUUGUCGUUUUUAAGGAACAUUUCCAGCUUGAAGAUUGAGUCUGAGACUGAUUUAUCAUUGGCUUACUAGAAAAUACCUUGUGGCAUGAUAGCCCGUAUG
Molecule: messenger RNA, 1769 nt
Organism: Aspergillus sclerotioniger CBS 115572
Lineage: Eukaryota; Fungi; Ascomycota; Eurotiomycetes; Eurotiales; Aspergillaceae
Exons: 5
Coding region: 242-1351 (369 amino acids)
Source: RefSeq, a predicted model, not a curated record